Cololabis saira (Pacific saury) is the source of this 2581-nucleotide messenger RNA. It is a transcript of the gene cyp51a1, whose product is annotated as lanosterol 14-alpha demethylase. NCBI's taxonomy places the organism in Eukaryota, Metazoa, Chordata, Actinopteri, Beloniformes, Belonidae. Gene Ontology annotation, molecular function: monooxygenase activity; heme binding; iron ion binding. The transcript is spliced from 10 exons. The record is from RefSeq and is a predicted model, not a curated record. Bases 119 to 1615 code for a protein of 498 amino acids.
UAGCAUUGACAGGUAGAGACGUUUUAAAGGCUCCUCUAUGAUUCAUCCUCACUUUGCUCGGGCAGUUUUUGGGUCUUCUGGCGUGUAAAGGAGCGGGUUUCUGGAGGAGAAGUUAAAAAUGUCGAUGCACUUUUACCAAAUGAGCACAAAGCUGCUGGAAGACACUGUGGGGACAGUGCAGGACAACCUGACCUCCGUGGUGCUGGCAGCUUCCUUCAUCACUCUCACUCUGGCUUAUAUCUCUAAACUGCUGGUCAAGGAAUCUUCUGACAAGGAUGAGAAAUAUCCACCUUACAUCCCCUCCAGCAUCCCCUUCCUUGGGCAUGCCAUUGCAUUUGGGAAAAGCCCCAUUGAAUUUCUUGAAAAUGCUUAUGAAAAAUACGGCCCCGUGUUCAGCUUCACCAUGGUGGGGAAAACAUUCACCUACCUGCUGGGCAGCGAAGCAGCAACGCUGAUGUUCAACAGCAAGAACGAUGACCUGAACGCAGAGGACGUUUACUCCAAACUCACCACUCCAGUGUUCGGCAAAGGAGUGGCCUACGACGUGCCGAACCCUAUCUUUCUGGAACAAAAGAAGAUGUUGAAAACUGGACUGAACAUUGCUCAUUUUAAGGAGCACGUGAAGUUAAUCGAGGCAGAGACGAUCGAGUAUUUUCAGAGAUGGGGAGACAGCGGCGAGAGGAACCUGUUUGAGGCUCUGUCGGAGCUGAUCAUCCUGACGGCCAGCACGUGUCUGCAUGGGAAGGAGAUCCGGGGUCUGCUCACUGAGCGGGUGGCCCAGCUCUACGCCGACCUGGACGGAGGAUUCAGCCAUGCCGCCUGGCUCCUGCCCACCUGGCUCCCUCUCCCCAGUUUCAGGAGACGGGACAAAGCUCACAAUGAGAUCAAGAACAUCUUCUACAAGGUGAUCCAGAAACGCAGGAGAUGUGGAGAAAAAGUAGACGACAUCCUCCAGACCCUUAUUGAUGCCACUUACAAAGAUGGUCGGCCCCUGAAUGACGAUGAGAUUGCAGGGAUGCUGAUCGGCCUUCUGCUGGCAGGGCAGCACACGUCGUCCACCACCAGUGCAUGGAUGGGAUUCUUCCUGGCCAGAGACAAAGCUCUGCAGCAGCGAUGCUACGCUGAGCAGAAGGCUGUGUGUGGAGAAGACCUGCCUCCUCUGGACUUUGAUCAGCUGAAAGACCUCAGCUUGUUGGAGCGCUGCCUAAAGGAAACGUUGAGGCUCCGGCCGCCCAUCAUGACCAUGAUGAGGAUGGCUCGCACCACUCAGACGGCUGCAGGUUACACCAUCCCCAUGGGCCACCAGGUGUGUGUGUCCCCGACCGUCAACCAGCGCCUGCGGGACACCUGGGUGGAGAGGAUGGAGUUCCAGCCCGACAGAUACAUCGGAGACAACCCCGCCGCGGGGGAGAAGUUUGCUUACGUGCCGUUCGGAGCCGGCCGUCAUCGCUGCAUCGGAGAAAACUUUGCCUACGUCCAGAUCAAAACAAUCUGGUCCACCAUGCUGCGCAUGUUUGACUUCGACCUGGUGGAUGGAUAUUUUCCCUCAAUCAAUUACACAACCAUGAUUCACACCCCUCACAACCCCAUCAUCAGAUACCGGAGGAAACAGUGAGAGAAGCAAAUGGAAGAGGCGUGAGAAACAAAGACGCAGAGGUGACUUUGUUAGCGUUUGAAGUUCUGACAUCCUGGGACUAGAAUUGAAGAAAAUGUAGAAUAAACACAGUUCGCUCCGAAUGUCAACCCUGUCCUUUUAUCCUGUUUUAUUACGUCUGGAGUUUAGCUAUUUGAACUGCAGCAUCAUUUGUAGGUGUUUCCUAUAUGAAAUACGUGGUUGUCAGGCUGCAGCUUCCUGGCUGACGCUCAUGUUCACAAAGAGGAUUCUUGGAGAAAUAAAUGGAGAUAUACUGUAAUCGAGUGCCUUUUGACUUGCAAGCACAACUGUUGACUGAAUUCAGACUGCGUCUGUCCCAGACUGUUUUACACUUGCAAGAUUUACACCAUAACAUUUGGGUUUUUUAUGUUUUUAACAGUUUUGUGGCAAAUAGCUAGGAUGCAAGCUGUUUCUUUUACUGAAAAAAUACCUCCACUAUCUCCUUUAGAAUCUCUCUGAAAUCUAAAAAAUGUUUACUUUCCUAAGAUCUUCCACUGCAGAUAAUUUGUUAAAAUUGUAAGUAACUUGAUGGAAAAAACAAUUAUAUUGUAACUGGAUGUCGGUAAAGGAAAGAUGGUGUUUUGUAAUCAAAAAUGUAGAAAUUGUUACUAAAUGCAUCAUUAUUUUUUCUUGAGUGAAUUCUUAAACUGUUUUAAUUCGGUCUCUCCUAAAACGGCACCUACGAGUACAUUGUAUACUCCAGAAGCUGUUUUUCAAUUUACUCAGGUUUUGAGACACUUUGCCUGCGAGAUGUUUGAAGUUUAUUCUACAGUAUCAACUAAACUGCUGCAUUUCAGAUGUGAAGUUUGGACGCGUUAAUUCACUGGAUUUGUGACGGUUGCUUGUUUCUGAAAAUAACUUGACUGCUUUACGAUGACAGAUGUAAAUAAAUGUGAUGCAAACAAUUUCAAACCGUAUAUUUGAUUC